UCUUCCUUACCUGCAAAAUGUAUAACAUGCAAAAGAUUUCUGCUUCUGCAUUACACUAUUCAUGUCUUUAUGGAAUACCUUACAGAAGGGAAAACAGAUUUCAUUAUCUUAAGAAAGCAUUCUUGUUGUAGCUGAUUUGCUCUGUAAACCUUUCAUGUGAUUUUUUCAUCAGUUAUCUUAUAUAGUCAAAUAGCCAGAUAUCCAAUAGCCUAAACUUUGUUUUCAUGCUUGUCUGCAGUUUAUCUAGAUGAAUCACGCAAAACAAACCUUUAAAUCUUUUUUGAUAUUUUAUUUUUAUUGCCCUCUGGACAUUACAGCUUUUAUGCACAUCUGAUUCUAUUUUAUUUUAUUUAUUGAGCAUAUGUGUAUGUAUAUGAUCAACAUAAUGCAGUUCUCCAAGGAAGAAACUCCAAACAUCUCAAUCUAAAGGAUAUGGAUGAAACUUCUUCCACUUCUUAUGCAUUUCCACUAACAAUUAAAUUUGAUUAAGAAAUCACAAUAUAUCCUUCUGCCUAAAUAAUGUCCAAUGAAAGCAUGAUAACAUAUUUUGUAUUUGUUGGUUUCUUUGAUGUUGCAGAGUGGCAGAAUUUCUAUGCUUUGGUAUUUUUUCUAAUUUAUAUUUCAUGUGUGAUGGGGAAUCUACUUAUCAUGAUCAUAGUAAUUCUCAAUAUUCACCUUCAUACCCCAAUGUAUUUUUUUGUCCUAAAUCUAUCAGUUGUUGACCUGGGAUAUAUCACAGUCACCAUCCCCAAAGUCAUAGCCAACUCCUUAAUGAGAACAAGGGUAAUCCUCUAUUCUCACUGCGCUGCCCAAAUAUUCGCCUCAGUUCUCUUUGCAGCAUCUGAAUUUCUUCUACUGACAAUUAUGGCCUAUGAUCGUUAUGUUGCUAUUUGCCAUCCACUUCAAUAUGAAACUUUAAUGGGCCCACACAGAUGUAUCCAAAUGGCAAGCUGUGCAUGGAUGGUUGGCAUUCUAACAGCAACAUUGCACACUGGUGCCACAUUUGCAAACACUUUUUGCUCCAAUGUGAUCAACCAGUUUUUUUGUGAAAUCCCACAAUUGCUCAGGCUCUCUUGCUCUGAUAUGUAUCUCAUUGAAAUUGGGGCUAUGGUAUUCACUGGCAGCUUAUAUUUAGCCUGUUUUGUUUUCAUUGUUAAUUCUUAUGGACAGAUCUUCAAAGCUAUAGUAAGAAUUCUCCCUGUACAAGGUAGGCAGAAGGCCUUCUCUACCUGCUUGCCUCACCUCAUUGUGGUUUCCGUGUUCUUCUUCUUUGGCAUCUUUGCUUACUUACGGCCAAUCAACAGGAGUCCAUCUCAGAUGGAUUUAGUGGCUGCUAUAGCCUACUGUGUGGUGCCACCAUGCAUGAAUCCAGUGAUAUAUAGCAUGAGGAAUACAGAUAUCAAGCAGGGAAUGUGCAAACUCAUUGCCUGGAGAUAAUGGGACAUUUUUAAAGAGUAAAUGCAGUUUACAGAUAGCAUGUGCAUAGUUAUGUAUAUAUUUAAAGGCUAAAAGAAACAUCCCAAUAUUGUUUCAGUAAGAGUGUAAUCCAUUUAAGGCAAUGAAAUGUGUUAGAUGAAAAUCUGCAAGGAGUUCAGUUCUGUAUUAGAAUUGUAUUAAUGCUAUUCUGUAAAUAAUUGUUCUAAUAUAAGAGUCUUCUUGAGAACUGUAUAGUCUAUAUAUGAUUAUACAAUACUGUAUAUGGAUUUCUUUGAUGACCUUGUUCACAUGUAGUUUUGGUAGUCUUAUGUGAUGUUUAUAAUUAUUCUUCCUUUUUCACAAUUAAA
Crotalus tigris (Tiger rattlesnake) is the source of this 1784-nucleotide messenger RNA. RefSeq names its product olfactory receptor 14A16-like. Gene Ontology annotation, biological process: G protein-coupled receptor signaling pathway. The record is from RefSeq and is a predicted model, not a curated record. Lineage: Eukaryota; Metazoa; Chordata; Lepidosauria; Squamata; Viperidae. Bases 520 to 1437 code for a protein of 305 amino acids. Gene Ontology annotation, cellular component: membrane. Gene Ontology annotation, molecular function: G protein-coupled receptor activity; olfactory receptor activity. The transcript has 2 exons.